Molecule: messenger RNA, 1355 nt
Organism: Lipotes vexillifer (Yangtze River dolphin)
Lineage: Eukaryota; Metazoa; Chordata; Mammalia; Artiodactyla; Lipotidae
Gene: NHLRC1
Product: NHL repeat containing E3 ubiquitin protein ligase 1
Exons: 1
Coding region: 6-1193 (395 amino acids)
Biological process (GO): proteasome-mediated ubiquitin-dependent protein catabolic process; protein polyubiquitination
Cellular component (GO): nucleus
Molecular function (GO): ubiquitin protein ligase activity; protein binding
Source: RefSeq, a predicted model, not a curated record
GCGCGAUGGGUGCCGAGGCCUCCGGGAGCGGGCCAGCGCUCCGGGAGCUGGUGCGAGAGGCCGAGACCAGCCUGCUCGAAUGCAAGGUGUGCUUUGAGCGGUUCGGCCACCGCCAGCAGCGGCGCCCACGCAACCUGCCCUGCGGCCACGUGGUCUGCCUGGCCUGCGUGGCCGCCCUGGCGCACCCGCGGACGCUGGCCCUCGAGUGCCCCUUCUGCCGGCGAGCCUGCAGGGGCUGCGACACCAGCGACUGCCUGCCGGUGCUGCACCUCCUGGAGCUCCUGGGCUCCGCGCUGCGCCCGGCCCCAGCCGCUCCCCGCGCCGCCCCCUCCGCCCCCGGGGUCCUCACCUGCCACCACGCCUUCGGAGGCUGGGGGACCCUGGUCAACCCCACUGGGCUGGCGUUGUGUCCUAAGACGGGGCGGGUUGUGGUGGUGCACGACGGCAGGAGGCGUGUCAAGAUCUUUGACGCGGGGGGAGGAUGUGCGCAUCAGUUUGGAGAGAAGGGGGACUCUGAUCAGGACAUUAGGUAUCCACUUGACGUCACCGUCACCAACGACUGCCAUGUGGUUGUCACCGACGCCGGCGACCGCUCGAUCAAAGUGUUUGACUUCUUUGGCCAGAUCAAGCUUGUCAUCGGAGGCCAGUUCUCCUUGCCUUGGGGUGUGGAGACCACCCCUCAGAAUGGGGUCAUGGUAACUGAUGCGGAGGCGGGGUCCCUGCACCUCCUGGAAGUCGACUUUCCAGAAGGGGUCCUCCGGAGAACUGAACGGUUGCAAACUCACCUGUGCCAUCCCCAGGGGGUGGCGGUGUCCUGGCUCACCGGGGCCAUUGCGGUCCUAGAGCACCCCCUGGCCGUGGGGACCGGGGCCUGCAGCACCACGGUGAAGGUGUUCAGCGCAAGUAUGCAGCUCAUUGGCCAGGUGGAUGCCUUUGGGCUGAGCCUCUUUUUCCCCUCCAAAAUAACCGCCUCCGCUGUGACCUUUGAUCACCAGGGGAACGUGAUUGUUGCCGAUACUUCUAAUCUGGCUGUCCUGUGCUUAGGAAAACCUGAGGAGUUUCCAGUACUGAAGCCCAUCAUCACCCACGGUCUUUCCCAUCCUGUGGCACUGACCUUCACCAAGGAAAAUUCUCUUCUUGUGCUGGACAGUGCAGCCCAUUCUAUAAAAGUCUAUAAGGUUGACUGGGGGUGAUGGUGGGAGUCUUGGGGCCUGGCAUCAGAAACCCUGGCGCUGCCACUGCUGAAUUGUGGAACCCUGGAUAAAUUACUUAAUCUCAUCUGUUCAACAGAGAUAAUUAUAAGUGCCUGGUAGACUUACAAAGGUUGGGACAAUUAUUAAAGGAUAAUAAUUAAA